UUCAGGAGUGCAUGUUCUGCUGUGGAAUGCGGAUUUGUUUACGUUGAAUUCAACCAACGAUUCCACAAUGUGACAGAUAAGCUCCCGUUUUGCUAUAUAAUGGGAAACUCUGGCAACGCUCUGCGUGCAACCCAAUCAGAGAGCGGGUAUCAGAAAGAGACAAGCAGUCGCGUGCUCCUAUUCCUGCAUAGGACGUGGGCCAUCAUUUUGACUUCCAAAGCUCGCGCACGUUUGAGUAGAACCAUCCACAGUACUGACACAGGAAGCCAAUACACGUCGCAAUUUUCCCAGUACUCGUUUUGCAGCUGCUCUCAGUGUCAAAGAGAUGACGUCAUAAGUAGCGGAUGUUUUAGCGACUUAUUCGAAUCCGCUAGCAAUAUGGCGCCCAACACCGAGGUUCCGAGGGUGGACUGUCAUGUUCAACCCGUGGAGGAAAUUGCAAAUAAAGAGAAACAAAGACCUCCCAUAUACAAUCCAGAAGAUUACGGGAUCAUGCUGAAAAAGUGGGGGAAGAAAUCGGCAAACGGCGGUCUAAUCUCUUUGUACGCGAAUUCUAGCACUUCGGAUAUAGAAAAUACCCGUUCCCAGAGCAAUUCCUUCCGGGAUUACAGGAACCCGAUGCUCACGUCAUCCGGAUCUGAGAUGACUCUGAGGCAGUUUGGAACCGUGUCUGAGUUACUGACAAAACUGAAGUCUGAUUUGAGAUUAGCAUUCCCGAGUUUUGUGCAGGAAUUCGUGGCAGAUCCGUUAGACGGUGUCACUCUUCUUUUGGAUCUACUUCGAACCAUUCAAAUCAACCAAUCUAGUACAGUCGUACACGGUCCCCAAGGUUCUACGGGAACCACCGGCAAAAUACCACCUUCCUUGCAUCGGAGAGCUCUUCUGGACGAAUUCUCUUGUUUGCAAUGCCUAUUGAAUUGCUGCGCUCGAUACACCGAAUCGAUACGGAAGCUCAUUUCCUCGUCUGCAGGUUUAUUUACCGUUGCAGUGUGUAUAAUGAGCAAUGUAAACAAGUCUAGGAUAAUAGCUUUGCAGCUUCUUAUCAAGGCGUGUGAUCCAUCAAUAGGUGGUCACACUGCUGUAUCGGAGGCCAUGUCCACCUUAAGGCUACGAUUUGGUGAACCCGUGAGGUUCCGUUUUCUGGUCGGCAUGUUGACGUCGGCCGGUGGCCAUAAGGAAUUAAUAGCUACGGGGUUGAAGUUUCUAAAUACGUUUUUGGAUACUGCACUGUCGAAGCAGAAAAGGCUGUACAUACAGGCGGAGCUCGACCAAGCUGGGCUGGAUAUGGGAGUAAUUAAGAAAAAUAUGGAAAAUUGUACUGGAAGCGAGCAGGUGUGGGCGGAGAUAUAUUACUGGGAGAAGACCAAUAUCGAUAUUGAUUCAAUUACAACUAACUUGGACAAGUUGACAAAAGAAAACGAAUGUUUCAAAGAACGUAUAACUUUAAUGGAAAGGAAAGUUAAGAUCUUGCAAGAAGAAAAAGGCAUUCUGGUAUCGUUAGAAAAAUGUUUAAAGGAACGUUGCGGAGAAUUGCAGACAGAGAUUCAUUCAUUGAAAUCCGACCAAGUAUCCAAGAGCACCGCCUACGUUAAGCGUGAAGGGAUCUGCACACCAAACGAGGAUGAAGGAAUCUCCUCGUCAGAAAGAAGUCUCAGUCCCGACGACGAUAUUCAAAGGGAUUCCGUUUAUGAAGCUUUUAAGAUUCCGGCAUCAAACAAAAACGCUAUGGAUCAUAAGCAGGACGAUGAAGAAGAAACGACCAUUGAUGAAGUCAUAGAGGAACUCAGGAAUAUAAUAAACGACGCGGAAACGGAGGAGUAUGCGAAGAUGCAAGCCCAAAUCAACAAAAACAAUCAGAUAAUUGAAGAGGCUCAAGUCGCAAGCAAGUUGCAUAGCCAUUAUGACGCGGACGAUUACACGCUUUCCAGCGACACUGAGAUCAUACCUCAGAAUUUGCACCCGCAACCGCCCAGAAAGGCGAAAAGUCUCGUUCAUCUUUUCGUACCGUCAGAGGAUUACUAUUACUGUCCCAAGCAAUUAUUUUUUGAAAACGACACUCCGUACACCAGCGAAGAAGGAUCCGAUUCCUUGCUAAGUGCUUCUAAAUGUCAGGUGGCGAAGGCAAAACCUCAGGGAACUUGCAACAUGGUUAACUCGAAAUCCAAACAACACUGCAGGAGGCAUAAAAAAGAGGGCAAUGUCAGGUCGAGUAUGAGGAGGGCCGAGUCGUUGAAACAGUUAGAAAUUUGCCCCAGCAAUUCCCAUUAUUACAGCACCUCUAUAAAUAUCGGAACGCGAAAAGAAGUACUGAAAGACACCGCGGAAAAAGCAGAUCAGCGGUUCCAAUGUAAAAGUUUGGACAGGAUCGACGUUGGUCUAAAUACAAUGGUAGAUAUCGUGGUCACUGAUCAGAAGUGCGACGCCUUGCAUCAGUUACGAACGAAAAGUGACGUCACAGAUACGUCUCAAAAAACUUCCUCGAAUAUUUACGUCAAGAGAGGAAGCAGAUCGAGGUUUAGUUCAUAUUCGGAAGAUAAAAAAAUAUUUCUCCCCCUUCCACUGGGGGAGAGUAACAACUCGUCGCACUAUUUUCCAAGAGUGCAAGAAAGGCGGGUGACUAGCACGAGUUUUCUGGUAAAGAGGGGACACGCGAAUGCAGGAUUGUACUCCGGACAACUGCGUUGCGAUAGUUUCUUGAGAAAUAAAGACUAUUUAGCUAUAAGCGGAAAAUCGGGCGAAAAAGUUACGGACUUACCUUCCGGAUUAUAUUAGAAACAACAAUGCUUGUGUAUAUAGAAUUGUGCAACUAGCUCAGUUCGGCGUUUAUAAUUUAUUUGGUUAGUUAUUCAGUUUUAUAGGUUUCCGUUCAACGAAUGUUAUUUAGAAUGCUUCAGCGACGAUGUCUAAUUGAAAGUUAUUCUUCAAAAUAUUAUCUAGUAUUUCGAAUAGAGUAAUUGAGACCAAUUGAUCGUAAUUAAAAGCAAUUGUUUUGCCGUUGUCUGGAGAAUACUGCCUUGAGAAAUUAACUUCUGUUACAAGUAAGUAAUUGUUACAAAAGUAAUUGACAAAGCAAAUAUCGGAGAAAUAAUUCUACGGCGAUUUUAUCCAAGCCAUGGCCUGCUUGUUUAAGUUUAUGCCGUGUUAUUUUCACUAUUGAUAAAUAUUGAUGGCAUUGUUAGUUUGAGUUAUUAAUCUAACUUUAAUUAGUUAAGUCUUGAGUAUAAAAAUCAACCAAAGACAGAACGGUUGAAAAUACCAUUAAGUAAGCACGCUUUAAGAAAUCUGAUGGUUCGGUUUUAACUUUGUAAUUUUGGGUAUCGUUACGAUGCUUUUUCACAAAUAAGUAAUAAUCUCACAAAUUGUUGAAGUGGGCUAAUGGGCUACUGCACCUUUGACCACUUGCAACGUCCACAAUAGAAAUUUCCAAGAAGGCAAACAAAAGAAAUCAAAAGUUUUAAAUAAUAUUGACCUCGUUGGUUGGCUUAUUUCUAGUACGAUAUA
This is a messenger RNA of Cylas formicarius (sweet potato weevil), 3501 nucleotides long. RefSeq lists its product as uncharacterized. Lineage: Eukaryota; Metazoa; Arthropoda; Insecta; Coleoptera; Brentidae. The coding region runs from base 100 to 2772 and encodes 890 amino acids. Gene Ontology annotation, molecular function: small GTPase binding; actin filament binding. Gene Ontology annotation, cellular component: cytosol. Gene Ontology annotation, biological process: regulation of cell shape; cell migration; cortical actin cytoskeleton organization. The transcript is spliced from 9 exons. The record is from RefSeq and is a predicted model, not a curated record.